Molecule: messenger RNA, 3642 nt
Organism: Tribolium madens (black flour beetle)
Lineage: Eukaryota; Metazoa; Arthropoda; Insecta; Coleoptera; Tenebrionidae
Gene: CngB
Product: cyclic nucleotide-gated cation channel beta-1
Exons: 5
Coding region: 35-2107 (690 amino acids)
Biological process (GO): monoatomic cation transmembrane transport
Cellular component (GO): plasma membrane; intracellular cyclic nucleotide activated cation channel complex
Molecular function (GO): intracellularly cGMP-activated cation channel activity; cGMP binding; intracellularly cAMP-activated cation channel activity
Source: RefSeq, a predicted model, not a curated record
CUGGAUGACACGCAACGCGCAUUAAUAGUCAGAAAUGGAAAACAUUUACCGCUUCAAAAAGAGAAUGGUGUAUCCGGAAAAGUUAACUUUGGACCAAGUCGGUGGCAAAGCGCCUUCUGCAAAAUCCUCGUCAUGGUGCAAUGGACCGUUAGAAAAAUACAACAAAAUAAACGUUGUUGACAGUGCUAAAGUAACGUGCAAAAGUGAGGUUCGCGAGGAGAAUAGGUCGCCCUCGUUCGAAAACGACUCCACAUCAGCAAAUCGCCAGUUUAUCCAAGACCGAAUCAGACACCUCGUCGAUGCUUUCAGCACAAGGGCUCAAGCUGCAAGGGAAAGAAUCGAGACUCCUGCGACUCCGUCCUCCAUCAGCAGCAGGGAGACAGUGGAGCCGCCCCCAGUGCAAAUCAAGCCAAAACUAAGCACUACAUCGGACAAGAGUAUCAACGAAGUUCCUCAAACUAAAUCCAAAUCAAAUUCCAUCUAUAGGAAUAUUAAGUACGUUUUGGAUAAUAAAGUUAUCGACCCCAAUGGUAAAAUUUACAUCACGUGGAUGUCAAUUGCCGCCAUGGCUGUUAUGUAUAACGCCUGGGUUAUCCCUCUGAGGAGCACUUUUCCAUAUCAAACGCCCCAGAAUAGGCCAGUAUGGAUGGCGUUUGAUUACUUAGCCGAUUUUGUUUACUUGCUCGAUAUGAUUCUCAUUCAGCCAAGAGUCAAAUAUUUGAACGAGGGGUUUUGGGUUACUGAUAUGGCGCAGCUUAGGUAUAACUACAUCAAGAAAAAGGCUUUUAAGUUAGACUUGGUGUCUCUUAUACCUCUGGAUCUUCUCUACUUGGUAUUAGGCCCUGAAUGUGUUAUUUUACGCAUCCCACGCUUCUUCAAAUUGCACACAUUUUGGGAGUUUUUCAGUUUCGUGGACAAACUCCUCGCUAAUCCUUACAUAAUAAGGAUAACCCGGACUUUGAUGUACAUGAUGUACUUAAUCCACGUAAACGCAUGUGCGUAUUAUGCGUUUUCUUCGUGGGAAGGGAUCGGAAGCAAUAAUUUCGUUUUUGAUGGAGUCAACAAUGCCUACAUAAAAUGCUUUUAUUUUGCCACCAAAACUGCAACCUCAAUCGGAAAGAAUCCAAAACCGACUCAAGAAAUCGAAUAUAUGUUUAUGACGGUGUCAUGGCUAAUGGGCGUGUUUGUAUUCGCUUUGUUAAUAGGGCAAAUACGAGACAUAAUUUCAACGGCAACAAGGUCUAAAACCGAAUACAGAAAACUAGUAGAUGAAACUUUGGAAUAUAUGAGAAGGUUGAAUUUGCCGCAAGAUAUGCAAAGGAGGGUCCAAUUAUGGUUCAACUAUACAUGGGAGACGCAACACACACUUGAUGAGAAAAACAUCUUAGAUUGCCUACCCCAUAAAAUGAAGACCGACAUCGCCAUAAAUGUUCACAUUCAAACCCUCAGCAAAGUUAAACUUUUCGCUGACUGUGACGAAGCCCUCCUUCGUGAGCUCGUUCUCCAGCUGAAAUCGGUCAUUUACCUCCCUGGUGACAUAAUUUGUAAAAAAGGCGACGUCGGUAAAGAAAUGUACAUUAUCCAAUGCGGGAAAGUCCAAGUUAUCGGAAGACAUGAAAACGAGGUUCUUGCAACUCUCUCUGAAGGCUCUGUUUUUGGCGAAAUUAGUCUCUUGGGAAUCCCUGGAAUGAACCGCCGCACUGCUGACGUCCGAUCACAGGGACACUCAAAUCUGUUUGUUUUAAGCAAAGCUGACUUAAAUGCUGCCUUGUCACACUACCCAGAAGCUCAAGAAUUGCUCAAUAAGAAAGCGAAAAUGCUCAUGAAGAAGAACGCUGCUCUUGAAAGAAAACACAACGCUAUGAUUAUCAUUGAUAAUCCCACGCCUCCGGCAAAACAGGCCAAAUUACUGGAUACGGUUCUGCAAGUGGUGCCGCUUGAUUCGAAAACCAAUAGACUUUUGAGGUAUGGGAGUAGAGGGAAGCCGAGAGGGAGGCCGGAGAAUGAAAGGUUUAAGUACAGGAAUAGUUUGCCAAGUAUUAAAGGACAUGGAGGGAUUGAUAGAUCGUUUCAGACCAAAGUGACAGUGCACAGGACUAUGAGUUAGUGUAACUAGUUUAAUUAGAGAAUAAUUUUACAGUCGAUUGAACACGAUAUGAUUUACGAGUAAUUCGUGGUAUUUAUGAGGAAGUUGGUAGUAGGUCAGGCCUUCAGGAAAAUGUCUUCAAGUUUCUUAUCUUACAAAUUGGAAGAUAAAUACAUAAUGACAUUUUAUCUACAUGUGCUGACUCACUUUACGAAUAUUUUUAUAACGGUCAUUGAAAAAUCAAUGUUUAUUGCUUGGAAAAAAUAUUACAUCAUCUGCAAAUUAAGCUUUAAGUAUGCUGUGAAAAAGUAGCCUUCUUAGUUCGGAAUGAUUUAAAUUAUUAUUAUAAUAUUGUUAGUUGAAGAGAGUUACUUAUAUUGAACCGGAAAGUUGAAUUUAAUAAUUUGUAUUUACAGAGUUUUUGGUUUACUACAGGGUGAGUUAUUUAUAAUAAAGACCCUAACUAAUUUUUAGACGCAACUUAAAAUUUAUUUCCAGACAACUUGGCUUUUGUUAUGUUUAUUAAAUUUAAAUCAAAGUAGUUGAUAUGUCAUUCAUUAAAUUUGACAAUGUCAUCACUUACACUUUUUUUCCUUGAAUUCAAAAUGUACUCAAAUAGCAAAGAAACUGAUACAUGGAAAAUGUCACAGUGUUAAAAAAAAUUAAAAAAAAACAUACCUACAAGAUCACCAGUAACACUAAAUAGACAUAAAAAAUAUCAAAUCUUAAAAAAUAAAUGUCAAAAUUUAUUGUCAGAUUGAAUUUUUUUUCUUAUCUUACUUGAAUUUUUUUUUCUGGGGUGUGAGUUCUGAAACAUCUUGUAAAUGACUCACCCUGUAUUUUCUGUACAAUAAAUAAAAGCUGAAAUCAAUAAAUUUAAAAACAAAAAAAUUAUUGCUAUUUUGAGAUACAUAACGGGUCGGUUUAUAGAAGCGUCAUUAAGUUAAAUGCAAUCAAACGUCAGAUUAACUGAUCACGUGACCAAAUUGAACCAACCAUAUUCUCAGAUUCGCGCGGUUAAAGGCGUAUUAACUUUUAAUAACAAAUUAAUUUUUAAUUUGCUUUCUAUGUAUAAACCGACUCUUAGUGAAAAACUGUUAGCGUUUUCUUGGUUGUGCAAUUUAUCUCAGUUAUUUGUAAUAAUUUGUGUAUUUCUCAGUUCAUUCUCCUCUAAGUUAUUGCUUUGAAUACAAAAUAUUUUACACUGAUGAUUUGAUGAAGCUUUUAGAAUGUAAGGGAGAUCAGGGCAAAAAUUUAAAUUUUCAAAUUUAUUUAGGUGUUGCUGACCUCUUAAUAGCUGUUUUUUUUUGUUAUACAAAAAAUUACCAAAAUUUUUUGAUAGAUUCUAUAGGGCUAGGGCGCGAGUUCUGAAACAGCCUGUAUUUUGAUUUUCUAAAAUAAUGAAAUAAAAAAUUCUACAAAUAAAUUUUUACAUCUUCUAGCAAAAAUAAUAAAUUGAAAUUUGACUUAAUUUUAUUGUGCCGAUUUUUAGGGCAGUUUUACCCUAAAAACUAAUUGUUACGAUUAUUACAAAAUUAUUUUUAUCAUURUUUCAA